GGAGUGGAGGUCAGGUCACCAUGCGCAAAUGAAACCAUCUUACCCUUACCCCCCCUGACACAAUCCUCUUCAUAUGGGAAAGCCUCUGCCUGCUCCUUGUGUUUCUAGACAAACAGACAUCAUCUUAUAAUAACCCACCUCACGCAACCAAAGAACACUCAUAAUUUUCCUUUCACUUUCCCCAAAUAUUGCACUCAUCAAUCAAUUUCUUCCAGAUUUUCAAUCACCUAAAACCCUAAAAUUUCCCAUCCUUUUCAAAAGAUUUCCAACGCUUUGAUGGAUUCGGAAGAUGAUAUGCAUGAUGCGAACGACGUUGAUUCUUAUGAUGAAGAUUACUACUACAGUGAUGGGAUGUACAGCGAUGACGAUGACGAUGCUGGAUAUGAGUUUAUGGACAACGAUUCUGAUGAUUCUGAUAACCUCACCGUUAAUCGUCAACAGAAAAAUUAUACCAUUUUGACAGAAGAAGAUAUACACCAACGUCAAGAGGAUGAUAUCACAAGAGUUUCUUCAGUUCUUUCUAUUUCAAGAGAUGCUGCUUGCAUGCUUUUACGCCGCUAUAGCUGGAGUGUCAACAAUGUUCAUGAGGCUUGGUUUGCUGACGAAGAGAAAGUUCGUAAAGCCAUUGGCCUGUUGGUUAAAACGGAUAUUAUAUCUCCAAAAUCUAGAGAACUGGUUUGUGGGAUCUGCUUUGAUUCAUAUCCACAUGAUAUGAUUAGAAACGUUGCCUGUGGUCAUCCAUUCUGUAGCACCUGUUGGACAGCUUAUAUUAGCAUGUCUAUUAACGACGGUCCUGGAUGCUUGUCACUGAGAUGCCCUGUUCCUUCAUGUGGUGCUGCCGUUGGUGUAAACAUGGUCAAUAACUUGGCUUCUGACGAAGAUAAAAAGAAAUAUCACCGUUACCUUCUUAGAUCUUAUAUUGAAGACAAUAGAAAGACAAAGUGGUGUCCUGCUCCCGGGUGUGAUUGUGCUGUGGAGUUUGAUCUCGGAAGUGGAAGCUAUGAUGUAUCUUGCCAUUGCUCGUAUGGCUUUUGUUGGAAUUGUACGGAAGAAGCUCAUCGUCCCGUAGACUGUGAAACCGUGUCGAAGUGGAUUUUAAAAAACAGUGCGGAAUCUGAAAACAUGAAUUGGAUUCUGGCGAAUUCUAAGCCUUGUCCAAGGUGCAAGCGGCCAAUUGAGAAGAAUCAAGGUUGUAUGCACAUGACAUGUACACCCCCCUGCAAAUUUGAAUUUUGCUGGCUGUGCCUUGGCCAAUGGUCAGAUCAUGGAGAGAGAACUGGUGGCUUUUAUGCCUGCAACCGUUAUGAAACUGCAAAGCAAGAGGGAGCAUACGAUGAAGCUGAACGUCGAAGAGAGAUGGCAAAGAACUCUUUAGAGAGAUACACUCACUACUACGAACGUUGGGCAACAAACCAAUCGUCGAGGCAAAAAGCGCUUGCGGAUUUGUAUCAGAUGCAAACUGUUCAUCUAGCGAAACUCAGUGAGAAACAGUGCCAGCCUGAAACACAGCUGAAGUUUAUUAUAGAAGCUUGGCUACAGAUAGUUGAAUGUAGGCGGGUGUUAAAGUGGACGUAUGCGUAUGGGUACUACCUUCCUGAGCGAGAACAUGCCAAGAGACAGUUUUUCGAGUACUUACAAGGUGAAGCGGAGGCUGGUUUAGAAAGACUUCAUCAAUGUGCAGAGAAGGAAUUGCAUACUUACCUUACAGAAGAUGCCUCUCAAGAUGCAUUUAAUAAUUUCCGAACAAAGUUGGCCGGUUUGACCAGUGUGACACGCAACUAUUUCGAGAAUUUGGUGAGAGCACUAGAAAACGGGCUAUCAGAUGUGCAUGCACAUGGAGCAUCCGGCAAGGCCACAAGCUCAAAGAACCCAGCUGAGAGUAGCAAAGGAAAAGGCGCAAAAGGAAAGAUAUCAGCUAAAAGUGGAGCAUCGAGCCGAAACUCAGAUGAUGCAAAUGGUUGGUCGUGUGAUCAGUGCACCUAUAUGAACCUCAGGACUGCAACCGCAUGCCAGAUUUGCCACACCCGUCGAUCAUAAUGCUUGGUAACCACCUUCUUUUUGUUGUAACGUUUUACAAUCGUCUUGACGGAGAAGAUCGGAAGCCCAAUCGAGUAUUUUGCAUUUGUUGGAUAGCCUUUUUUUUUGUUUGGAGGCAAGUAAAGAAAGAAGGCCGGAAAACUACUGGGGGUGUAUAUAAUUUUCGGUUUGUUAACCCGCUCCUAGUCAAAGAUGUAGAUUCUUUGCUCUGUAUAAAAGAUUUCUUUAUGAAAUAGAAUCUCGUUCUACAAUCGUUCUGGAAAUCGGUUCAUGUUCUCGCAUCUUAUGCAGCUUAAGUUAUUUUGUUGCUAAA
Molecule: messenger RNA, 2350 nt
Organism: Cynara cardunculus var. scolymus (artichoke)
Lineage: Eukaryota; Viridiplantae; Streptophyta; Magnoliopsida; Asterales; Asteraceae
Product: probable E3 ubiquitin-protein ligase ARI7
Exons: 15
Coding region: 277-2037 (586 amino acids)
Biological process (GO): positive regulation of proteasomal ubiquitin-dependent protein catabolic process; ubiquitin-dependent protein catabolic process; protein polyubiquitination
Cellular component (GO): ubiquitin ligase complex; cytoplasm
Molecular function (GO): zinc ion binding; ubiquitin protein ligase activity; ubiquitin conjugating enzyme binding
Source: RefSeq, a predicted model, not a curated record